Messenger RNA from Drosophila persimilis, 2488 nucleotides. It is a transcript of the gene Ddx1, whose product is annotated as ATP-dependent RNA helicase Ddx1. The transcript has 4 exons. The coding region runs from base 32 to 2218 and encodes 728 amino acids. The record is from RefSeq and is a predicted model, not a curated record. Lineage: Eukaryota; Metazoa; Arthropoda; Insecta; Diptera; Drosophilidae. Gene Ontology annotation, molecular function: nucleic acid binding; ATP binding; RNA helicase activity.
UUUUACACAAAAAAAAUAAAUAAAGUACAAUAUGACCGCUUUUGAGGAGUUUGGCGUUCUCCCGGAGCUGGGAAAGGCCACCGACGAAGCCGACUGGACACUGCCUACAGAUGUGCAGGCGGAGGCCAUACCGCUCAUCUUGGGAGGCGGCGAUGUCUUGAUGGCCGCCGAAACCGGAUCUGGCAAAACGGGAGCCUUCUGCCUGCCCAUCUUGCAAAUUGUGUGGGAGACUCUGCGCGAUCUCGAGGAGGGAAAAGGUGGCAAAGGCGGCGGAGGCACCGCAGCAGCUGUGACCCCAUGGACUAUGUCCUUUUUUGAUCGCGGAAAUGCGCUAGCUGUUACUCCCGACGGACUGCGCUGCCAGUCGAGGGAGUUUAAGGAGUGGCACGGAUGCCGUGCUACCACCGGAGUUCGCGGCAAGGGAAAGUUCUACUUUGAGACGACAGUAACGGAUGAGGGACUGUGCCGCGUCGGCUGGUCCACACAGCAGGCUAAUCUGGACUUGGGAACCUGCCGUCAUGGGUUCGGAUUCGGUGGAACGGGCAAAAAGUCGAACAAUCGGCAGUUCGACGACUACGGCGAAGCCUUUGGCAAGGCAGACGUUAUUGGAUGCCUCCUGGACUUGCAGCGCCUGGAGGUGAGCUUCACCAAGAAUGGUCAGAGUCUGGGCGUGGCCUUUCGGGUCCCAGAGAAUCUAAGCAAGGAAACAUUUUACCCGGCUGUGGUUCUAAAAAACGCCGAAAUGUUGUUCAACUUUGGCAAAACAGACUUCAAGUACAGCCCAGGCAAUGGAUUCGUAGGUGUCUGCCAGGCCGGACCGGAGCAUAGCAAAACCAAUCCCUUAGCCAGUCCCACCACCAAUGCUGCAGCCGCCAAACCAGCCCCCAAUGCUCCUCAAGCAAUCAUUAUUGAGCCCAGUCGGGAGCUGGCCGAACAGACCUACAAUCAGAUCGAGAAAUUCAAGUACCACUUGAGUAAUCCGGAAGUGCGCUCACUGCUGCUCAUAGGCGGGGUCAGAUUGGAUGAGCAGAAGGCGCAGCUCCAGCAGGGCAUCCACAUUGUGGUUGGCACCCCCGGUCGCCUGGAAGAGUUGAUUAACAGUGGCUACGUGCUGCUCACCCAUUGUCGCUUCUUUGUGCUGGACGAGGCAGAUGCCCUUCUCAAGCAGGGCUACACGGAUCUCAUCGACCGUUUGCACAAGCAGAUACCAAAAAUCACGGCAGAUGGGCGCCGCCUCCAGAUGAUUGUCUGCUCGGCCACGCUGCACGCCUUCGAGGUUAAGAAGAUGGCCGAGCGCCUCAUGCACUUCCCUACCUGGGUGGAUCUGAAGGGAGAAGAUGCCGUGCCGGAAACCGUACACCAUGUGGUCUGCUUGGUGGAUCCCCAGGCUGAUCGAAGCUGGCAGUCCCUCCGCCAGGCCAUCCGCACCGACGGAGUGCAUGACCGCGACAAUGUGCACGCCAGCAAUCCGUCGCAGGAAACCCAUUCGCAGGCUGUCAAACUCUUAAAGGGCGAGUACUGCUUCCAUGCCAUUGAGAAGCAUCAGAUGGAUCGCGCCAUCAUCUUUUGUCGCACCAAGCAGGACUGCGACAAUCUGGAGCAGUACCUCAAGCAACGCGGGGGCCAGCGAUUCUCUUGUGUCUGCCUGCAUGGCGACCGUAAGCCGCAGGAGCGCAAGCAGAACCUGGAAAUGUUCAAGCAGCAGAAGGUCAAGUUCUUGAUAUGCACAGAUGUGGCUGCUCGAGGUCUGGAUAUCACAGGAUUGCCAUUCAUGAUCAAUGUUACGCUGCCCGAUGACAAAGCCAACUACGUGCACCGAAUCGGUCGCGUUGGUCGAGCCGAACGCAUGGGCCUAGCAAUCAGUCUGGUGUCCACGGUGCCGGAAAAGGUCUGGUACCAUGGCGAAUGGUGCAAGUCGCGUGGCCGCAACUGCAGCAACACCAAUCUGACCGAUGUACGCGGCUGCUGCAUCUGGUACAACGAGCCGAACCUCCUGGCCGAGGUCGAGGACCAUCUGAACAUAACCAUACAGCAGGUGGAUAAGGCCAUGGAAGUGCCCGUCAACGAUUUCGACGGCAAGGUGGUCUACGGGCAGAAGAAUCUGAAUACCGGCACUGGCUACAAGGAUCAUGUGGAGCAGCUGGUGCCGACGGUGCGGAAACUAACAGACUUGGAACUGCAAUCACAAUCUUUAUUCUUGAAACGCCUUAAAGUCUAAUUUGGGAUUUGGAUUGAGUGUUUGGUUUUUGCUAAGCAAGGACAAUGUUACAUCGAUAUUACAUGCGAAACGGGAGGAGUUGGCCCUAUAAUUAGAUAUUCUAUGGUAAAAUGAAGCGAUUCUAUGACCAACUCUCGCGGGAAUACUUUAUGGUACACACACAUAAACAUAUUAAGACUUCGGAGAUGGGCCUCGACCUCGACCCACUCCAGAAAACGCACGAGAUACCAUUACGAGUAAACAUUAAAUAAAACUAACAUUAAAAUCUUC